Engraulis encrasicolus (European anchovy) is the source of this 704-nucleotide messenger RNA. RefSeq lists its product as uncharacterized. The transcript is spliced from 4 exons. Lineage: Eukaryota; Metazoa; Chordata; Actinopteri; Clupeiformes; Engraulidae. Bases 20 to 400 code for a protein of 126 amino acids. The record is from RefSeq and is a predicted model, not a curated record.
UGUCUCUCUAUGGGGUACAAUGACGUAUAGAGGACACACUGUACUAGUGCUACUGGUUAUCCUGUACACAGCACAGGAGGCCAAAGGGAGCUGUUCCUCUCCAACUACACUAUGUUGCCCUGGACAUAACAACAGCUGCAGGCGCAAUGGCUGCUACUGUGAUGAAUACUGCCUUACAGUCAUAGACUGCUGUAGUGACUACAAUUCAACUUGUACAUCCUCCCAGCCCACCACCAGACUCAUCUUGAAAAUGAAAGGCAAAAUGCCUGCCAACGCAGGAGAGGAGAAAAUACAAGAGGCUUUGCAGAAACUGACCCUUGCUCUAGAGGCCAAAGUCCAGGCUGUCUGCUCACACUGCACAAUCCAAAUUCUCAGGCACAAAAAGACCAGUCAGCCUUGACACGGCCCUAAUCUGUUUUGAGUAUCAUGAACUGUUUUGAACAGUAUUUACUAAAUGGCAUUUAUUUACUCAUUUAGUACUUAAAGCCAGAGAGACCUCCACUAAGGAGGUUAUGUCUUUGGUCGCGUUGGUUUGUCUGUCUGUCUCUUUGCUUGUUUGUCUGUCUGUCAGCAGGAUUAUGCAAAAUAGUUCUGAACAGAUUUGGAUGAAACUUUGUGUAGUUGUUGAAAAUGACCAAAGGAACAAGAGAUUACAUUUUGAUGGUGAUCCGGAUCACGAUCCGGAACCUGGACCUUUUUGAAGA